This is a messenger RNA of Rotaria sordida, 958 nucleotides long. The record is from the annotation of a GenBank genome assembly. NCBI's taxonomy places the organism in Eukaryota, Metazoa, Rotifera, Eurotatoria, Philodinida, Philodinidae.
AUCGUUGUCACCAAAGUGGAUAGCAAUGAUGUGAGCAUCCUUCUUGGGUAUGGGAAUGGUUCUUUUGAAAAUCAAAAAAGUUAUUCAGUUGGCUCUUAUCCAUCAUCUGUAGCUAUUGGUGAUGUCAACAACGAUACUCGACUAGAUAUCGUUGUCGCCAAUUGGGAUAGCAAUGAUGUGAGUGUCCUUCUUGGAUAUGGGAAUGGUUCUUUUGCAACUCAAAAUAGGUAUUCAGUUGGCUCUUAUCCAUCAUCUGUAGCUAUUGGUGAUGUCAACAACGACACUCGACUAGAUAUCGUUGUCGCCAAUUGGCUUAGCAAUGAUGUGAGUAUCCUUCUUGGAUAUGGAAACGGUUCUUUUGAAACUGAAACAAGGUAUUCAGUUGGCUCUUCUCCACAAUCUGUAUCUAUCGGUGAUGUCAACAACGACACUCGACUAGAUAUCAUUUUUGCCAUAACUGGAAAUGAUUCUCGACCACAGUCAUUAGUGAUUAGUGAUUUCAACAAUGAUGGUCUGAUGGAUAUUGGCAUUGUUAAUUCACGCACCCACAAUAUUGGUAUUUUUCUUGGAUAUGGAAAUAUCUCUUUUGCAAAUCAAAUGACAUAUUCAACACACCCAUAUUUAUCUCCAUGCUCUAUGGCUGUCGGUGAUUUCAACAAUGAUAGUCGAGUAGAUAUCGCCUUUGUUAGUUGUGAGUCGAACAGUGUUGGUGUUAUUCUUGGAUAUGGGAACGGCUCUUUUGAAAAUCAAAUGAUGUAUUCAACAGGCUCAAGUUCGUCUCGAUACUCUUUAGUCGUAAAUGACAUUAAUAACGACAUUAUACUGGACAUUGUCGUCGCGAAUUAUGAUGCCAAUUAUCUAGGUGUACUUCUUGGACAGGGCGACGGCACUUUCGAAAGCAUUAUGCUAGUUCAGUUGGACUAUGGUUCCGAUCCAUUCUUCGUUGCCAUUGGAGAUU